Anopheles funestus (African malaria mosquito) is the source of this 4870-nucleotide messenger RNA. It is a transcript of the gene Pal2, whose product is annotated as peptidyl-alpha-hydroxyglycine alpha-amidating lyase 2. Gene Ontology annotation, cellular component: extracellular region; membrane. Gene Ontology annotation, biological process: peptide metabolic process. The record is from RefSeq and is a predicted model, not a curated record. The coding region runs from base 663 to 1865 and encodes 400 amino acids. Gene Ontology annotation, molecular function: protein binding; catalytic activity. The transcript has 4 exons. Lineage: Eukaryota; Metazoa; Arthropoda; Insecta; Diptera; Culicidae.
AUCACACACACUGGUAAGUACUGAAUUUUGCAUCUGGCGAAAGACUGUCACUUGGUGCUAUCAGUCAAACUGUCCUCUGUGUUCCGUAGUUUGCUGUUUGUCCAAACAAGUGAGCCCGUGUCUCUACGGGCACGUACACGGAAUUGGGAAGGGAGAAACAAAGCAGUCUGAACGGGCAAAAAGGCUGUCGUAUCGUUUGCCGAGUGAGCCACGGUCAGACAUCAACCGUGUCUCGUACGAACCAGUCCGAUCGGUUGGUCUGGUCCGGUGGGAAACGUUUACGGUAGAUCGCGCCAAAGGUGCGCCUUUCCUUUUGCGAACAGCAAUUUUGUUUUCCACUAGAAUUCACAAGUACACGGGUGCUUAAGUGUGUGUGUGUGUGGUGAUUAAAAAAUUGUAAAGACGUGUGUGGAACUACAGUGAACAACAGCACCAUGGAUCAACGCCAUGGUCUGGUGCCGGAAAUGGACUGAUUUUGCUGCAAUUUCGGUCCGUUCCAUCCAUUUCCGUUUUGGUUGGUCGGUUGCGGUAAAGGCCAAAUCGAACCGACGGACAACGCAACAUCCUUCAUCCGUUUCGCUUCCAACCAACACCGGGUUGGCUUUACUUGGCCGUGUCUUAUAAACCGAGCGCCCUUCCACAGUCAAGAUCCUGCACCAACGAUGGUAGGAAUGAAGGGCAAACGGGUGAAUGAAGUGAUGGACCAACGGCUGCCGGUGGUGGUACUGCUGGUUGUGAUACUAACGGUGGUCGGUAGUGCCGACUCCUAUACCGUACCACGCGAUACCGACAUCCUGCUGGCGGAUGGAUUCUUCAAGCGUAUGCGGGACCUGUUUGCUGAGCGAGCGUACGAAGAUGCGCUCGGUACCGGCGGUUCCGAGAUGGCAGAUGAAGCGCCUCCAAUGGCGCCGGUCGACACUUCUCAUCUAGACAGUCCACCAAAGCCGAAGCUGGUAGAGGAUUGGCCGAAGGUGAAACACGCGUUCGGUCAGGUGACGGCCGUCACUAUCGAUCUACAAGGCAAUCCGGUCAUCUUCCACCGUGGCAGUCGCACAUGGACCAUGGAGAGCUUCAACGAUACCCAUCACUAUCAACACAUCGCCGAAGGACCAAUACCAGAAAAUACGAUCGCAACGCUAGCGGCCUCGGACGGUGCCGUCUUGGAGGAACGUGGUGCAGGCAUUUUCUACAUGCCGCACGGACUGACGAUCGAUCGAAACGGUAACAUGUGGCUGACAGAUGUGGCGUUACAUCAGGUUUUCAAAUUCAUGCCCGGCCGGGACUAUCCCGCCAUUACGCUUGGCCAUCGGUUCGAGCCUGGUUCGUCCAAGACCCAUCUCUGCAAACCAACUGCGGUCGCAAUCGCCAGUACGGGUGAAAUUUUCGUUGCCGAUGGGUACUGCAACAGUCGGCUACUGAAGUUCAAUGCAGCCGGACGCUUGAUCCGUACCAUACCGCAACCGCCCGAGUUCCUGUCACUGCAGACACCGCACGGGCUGGCACUGCUCGAACAUCUGGACAUGGUGUGUGUGGCCGAUCGGGAGAAUAUGCGUGUCGUUUGUCCCCGAGCCGGUCUCCAGACAUCGUACGGCGAAGGUACACAGGCAGCCACCAUCCAAGAGCCCGAUCUUGGCCGUGUUUUCGAUGUGGCCGCUUACGGUGAUUUGGUGUACGCGGUUAAUGGACCCACCUCGCCGAUGAUUCCGGUACGCGGAUUUACGAUCGAUCCACGGUCGGAAACCAUCAUCGAUCACUGGGGCAAGUUUGAGAAUCCCCACUCGAUCACCUUCUGCCCGAACGGUUCGGCCAUGUACGUGACCGAGAUCGGACCGAACCGUGUGUGGAAGUUUACCCUCACGAUGUAAGCAUGAACCAUCGGCGUGGCCCACCAUCACCACACAUCCCGACGAACCCGUGCUCCCGUGCGUUCCUUUCCUGGGUGGCACUGCUCCAUGGUGCAGCGAACAACAUCUGCCGCUCCACGGUGACCACGAUUUAGCCCUCGAACAUGCGAAUUUUCCAUUCGCAUGCCAACACCAUCCAAACAACCGAAACCAUCAGUGGCGGACGCCAACAUGAAAGGGACACGCGCGCGGCACGAAUCACGGCGAUGUACAUCUGUCUGCAAAAAGGCGGUUUUCGAACAGCGGAUUGACAUGUGGUCCGAAAGGUGGUUCUGUGUACGUGAGCGCUGGUAAUACUACCAAAAUGACAAGGAACAAAUUGCCUCCAAAACCGUAACCAACGCUUACCUACUCCAGCCGGGAAGCGUUGGUACGGUUGUGGAAAGAUGCCUUCGCUUGGGACAAAUCUUCUCAUACCAGACAAACAUUUUAAUUUCCAAUUUAGCGGUUGUGUCCCGUUUGGGCACGAAGCAAAUGAACAUGCGUAACCGAGGAGCCGUAACGUAAAACAAAACAACAUCCAGAAACACAGUUUGUUUUAAGCCAAAUGAAAACACGUCACUGAAGGUGAACGAGACAGUACAUUAAGGGAAGAAAUUUGAUUGAUCUAACUAGCAGCAGCAAAACUAUACAUACAUAUUAUACAUAAAUAUACAUACAUAUUCAUAUACAUAGAUGCACACCAGCUCACCUACGGUGCCCGGAACCUUAUCGGGACUUAAAAGUCAAACGGUUUAUAGAGAAGCCAAAGGCUUACCAGGUGGCAAAGAUACUUAACCCAGUAGUGAUUUAUAUACAUAGCCUCACCACCACACAACAAGUCACGUAUGCAAUUAUAUAUUUAUAUUUAUAUACGGAACACAAUAGGACCAGCAGAACAGAUAAUAGAAUGCUGCUGAGGUGUGUGCAUUCCACCGCAACCGUGAUGAUUGAUUGCUAAUAAGAGAGAAAGAUAGUACACAAACAAUAAUAUUGAACCAUAAUCAGACGCUCCCCUACAUUCCUAUCUUCAUUUUCAGCUAGCAAAUGUGGAAAAUAUUUGUUUUCCAUUUUGAAGCAAAAGACGCAAAACACAAUAUACAAACACUUGCAAAUAAAGCGUUGAAACACUAAUGGUAGACCAAAAGUACACUUAUUUUAUGGCAGUAACAGUGAGUCAAACAGAAGUUUAUAAAAUAUAUUCCGGCACGACACACAAUGCAAAACUAAACACACUACAGCAGUAGGAGCUUACGUUAAUAAAAAAACUAGAGAAGCACAACACAAAACAAAACACAGAAACAUUUAUUCUACACUUAACGAAGGAGUUCAGCAAACACGGAACCAAGUACGAUGGUAAUCGCAAUUUAACGCAAAAGUUCUACACCAAUUACAAAUAACAAGUUUGUGCUAGCGAGCAAGACCCAGUAGAGUAAAAGUUCGUGCAAAAACAAAAACCAAACCCCUUAGUAAUGUUAGCGAACGCAACACGCAGGACACAUUUAUAUAGUGCAAAUAAUGCAAAACCAAAUAAGAAAUGGAUAGUGUGAGUGGUGCUGGUACAAACAACUUAAACCCACUUAGAGCAGCGGCAAUACUCUACUUGUAUGCAUUACACACUACCUUUUGCCCAGAGGAUGGCGCAAAUCUUUCUAAAGUAAAACACAUAUUUUUAUACGACGAUAGUGGUAAUAUUACAUGAAUUAAUAAGUAGUUUAUUAAUUCCAUAAGAAAUGCAAUGAAACCAAGGCAAAGUAUCGAAUACACACACACUCAGACACAGACUUGCAUCCGGAGGCACGAACAUCGGUGCCAGCUGUAGGCAAAAUAUAUAUUCACCAAAAAGCAAAGCAAAAAAAGGGAAACCUAAAAUGUAUAACAUAUUCGAUUUCGCGCAGAAUCGCCAAUAGAGUCGCAUCGCGUUUGAGUACAUUUAUUGAAGAACGCGGGACUAAUGCUCUAGAGCAGAUCCUUUCGAUAUAUGCUUCAUUUCUCAUUAGAACCUUCAAGGGUCCUUUGAGCAAUUAGGAGAUUCAUCUGAUCUGAUGAUAAUUUGUUUUUACUAUGAGAUGGUUCAUGUUAACAAAAAUAGAGUUUAUUUUCUUGUUUUCAACUCUCACGAGAUCACUUCUAGUAAAUAUACCGUUUAUAAGCAAGCAACACUUCAAGAAAAAAAGUGAAGAGUAUCAGUUAAGAGACAGUUGAGACAGGUUACAAAGCAAAUAUAUAAAUAUAUGCUGGGACAUACAUAAAGUUAUGGUUUCUGUAUUUCAAAAGGGACCGCAGCAUCGAAGCGUUUCACAGUGAGAUGAUUACGGAGGAUUUACCAAAAUACCAGAAGCAUUUAAAGCGUAACCGAUUUGAAUUUAUAUAUAAUCUUAUAGUGCGGAAAUGUAUGCCACUACCACCAAUAAUUGCAUGUUAAGCCAUUAUUAUGAUAUAUACGUAUUAUACAUACGAAAGAGAUAAAUUAUAUAACACACAUACUAUUCGUACAAUAAAAUUAUAAACCAUAUAUACAGCAGACACAUUACACAAACCAGAUAUAUGACACACAGAAAGGCAAACCAAACACUAUAAAGCUACUGUUAGGAAAUUUUAUAGCAAACUUAACGAAACAACAAAGCCACGUUACACACUAUACAACUGGAUCAGCAUCAGAGCAAGUGCAACUAUUAUCCUUAACACUACCUACUAAUACUACUAUUACUACCACUGGUUGGGAACGGUUGUUAAGUACGAAAUGUACCCCUUUUCUGUUGGGAACACCGGUCUAGUAGCAUUAUCCAACCAAAUAGUAACCACCAGUUAAUGGGGGAGAAGGCUUGAUCACACCGCAACGUUAUGUUGGUAGAUUUGUGAAGGAUCACACCGCAAAAGUCGUAGCGAAACCUAACCUGCUCACAUCCUAUUACACUACACCAUUACAAAAGAAGCAAAAAUAUGUUGAAUAAAAAAUUAUCAUUUAUUUUCCAGCCUUUUUUCAA